CCCAUCAGUCAAAAAAAAAAAAAAAAUUAUCAUAGUAUUAACACAAUGCCAUCUUCGAGCCCUCGCAGCGUCGAAGAGAUCUUCAAAGACUACAGCGCUCGUCGCUCUGGCAUCGUUCGCGCCCUUACCAACGAUGUGGAUGAAUUCUAUGCGCUUUGCGAUCCAGAGAAGGAGAAUUUGUGCUUGUAUGGACACCCGGAUGAGUCGUGGGAGGUGAAUCUGCCGGCGGAGGAAGUGCCGCCGGAGCUUCCGGAGCCUGCUUUGGGGAUUAAUUUUGCGAGAGAUGGGAUGAACCGCCAAGAUUGGCUGUCUUUGAUUGCAGUGCAUAGUGAUUCUUGGUUGUUGUCUGUGUCUUUCUACUUUGGUGCUCGCCUUAAUCGGAAUGAGAGGAAGCGUCUGUUUAGCUUGACAAAUGAUCUGCCAACAGUCUUUGAAGUCGUAACUGGAAGGAAGCCCGCUAGAGACAAACCCAGUGCAGAUAGUGGAAGCAAAUCCAGGAACAAUGCAAAGAGAUCAACUGAUGGACCUAUGAGGACCAAUAGUACGUUGCUCGAUGAAAAUUACGUGGAGGAUGAAGAUGAGCAUAGUGAAACUCUAUGUGGAAGCUGUGGGGGAAAUUACAGUGCUAAUGAGUUUUGGAUUGGCUGUGACAUCUGCGAGAGAUGGUACCAUGGGAAGUGUGUGAAGAUAACACCAUCCAAGGCCGAGUACAUCCAGCAGUACAAAUGCCCUUCUUGCUCAAAGAAGGGAAGGCAGUGAUGACUGAUAUCCAACAUGAAUUAGUGAUCUAAAUCUAGGUUUUAUUUAUUUUAUUGCAUCUUGGGAUCCUUUUUAAAUCAUCAACCUGUCAUAUUCUAUGACUGUGAUAGGCUGGUAGGUACUCUCUUAGUCUCAGAAGUUUAAACUACGGUUUUUCACCCCUGCUGUUUGCGUUCCUCUUUGUUCAUUGUAUAGAAACGAUUUUGUUUCAUUCAAGUUUCCUUGAUAUAUUUCUGUUUUGCA
Messenger RNA from Rosa rugosa (rugosa rose), 1002 nucleotides. Its product is annotated as PHD finger protein ALFIN-LIKE 2-like. NCBI's taxonomy places the organism in Eukaryota, Viridiplantae, Streptophyta, Magnoliopsida, Rosales, Rosaceae. Gene Ontology annotation, cellular component: nucleus. The transcript has 5 exons. Gene Ontology annotation, biological process: regulation of DNA-templated transcription. The coding region runs from base 46 to 759 and encodes 237 amino acids. Gene Ontology annotation, molecular function: transcription cis-regulatory region binding; transcription coregulator activity; histone binding. The record is from RefSeq and is a predicted model, not a curated record.